Entrophospora sp. SA101 is the source of this 561-nucleotide messenger RNA. The record is from the annotation of a GenBank genome assembly. Lineage: Eukaryota; Fungi; Glomeromycota; Glomeromycetes; Entrophosporales; Entrophosporaceae.
AUGUUAAAUUGUUCAACUAAUUCAAAAAAAAUUUUUUUUUUAUCUACAAAAAUUUAUAUUUUAGGAAAAAGUGAUCCAUAUGUUAAACUUUGGAUUGAAAAAGAAUAUCCUCAAAGAACUAAAACUCAAGUUGGUACCUUAGAACCAGUAUGGAAUGAAACUUUUACAUUUAAAUUGAAGGAUAAUGAUAAAGUUCUUCAUCUUAAAGUCUUUGAUUCUGAUGGCCCAGAUCCAAAAAAAGAUGAUGAGCUUGGUGAAACAAAAAUAAAACUUGAUGAAGCUUUCCAAAAAGGAAAAAUUGACAAAACUAUUAAAUUACCAACUUGGCUUGGUCUCUUUAGUGAAGUAUUAUCAUUUGUUGAUUUAUUAUUUGUUGAUUUAUUAUUUGUUGAUUUAUUAUUUGUUGAUGAUGUGGUUGUGGUUGUGGUUGAAAUUGGAGACACUGGGCGGUUAAUAACUUCUCUUACAGCAUUAUCAAUAGCAUUCUUAAAUCUUCCUUCUUUUGAUGUUGGCUUGACAAGAAACAGUUUAACUAGUGUUCCAUUGAAAACACCUAGAUAA